Messenger RNA from Drosophila miranda, 7630 nucleotides. RefSeq names its product regulating synaptic membrane exocytosis protein 2 (gene Fife). Gene Ontology annotation, molecular function: transmembrane transporter binding; small GTPase binding. NCBI's taxonomy places the organism in Eukaryota, Metazoa, Arthropoda, Insecta, Diptera, Drosophilidae. The transcript has 16 exons. Gene Ontology annotation, cellular component: presynaptic membrane; cytoskeleton of presynaptic active zone. The record is from RefSeq and is a predicted model, not a curated record. Gene Ontology annotation, biological process: regulation of synaptic plasticity; calcium ion-regulated exocytosis of neurotransmitter; regulation of membrane potential. The coding region runs from base 1320 to 5360 and encodes 1346 amino acids.
UGGCUCGCGACGACGAGCUUUCCAGUCAGAGCCUCCUCUGUGUCGGUGUCUGUGUGGGAGAGAAAGCGUGAGAGUCGCACGACGCACGACGGUUGUAUGGCAACAGACUGCCAGCCUCGUCACAGUUCAAGUUGAACCGUCUCGUGAGCAGGACACAAACCGCGGAACCUGCCACUGAAGAGAGCGAAGAGGCCCUGAAGCAGGCACCACAGUAGCAGUAGCAGUAGAACCACCAGCAGCAGCAGUACCACCAGCAGCGUCACCAGCAACAGCAUCGGCAGCACCAGGAGGAUCGGCAGAAACCCAAAACGAACCUAGACCAUCAAAACAGCGUCGCCGCAACCUGCAAUGUUUCCCAACAAAAAAAACAACAACGAAAAAAACAACUUUCCGGAGAAAAGGUGUGUGUGCCAGUGCCGUGUACCAUCUCUAAUUCGUGUGUUUUUUUUUGUUUUUUUUUUUGUAUUUUUUUUUGAAGCAACAAAAGCCAGUAGUCAGUAAUAUGAAUGAAUGAAGAAUUCCUUUGAAGAAAAACAGCUUCCGAGAGCAGGUGUCGGAACAAAAACGUUAACUAAAAGGAAAACUAAAAUUGAAGCUAACACACACACACACGCAUACGCUACCGCGUACCUGUCCGUAAUAGAAGUACAAGAAUAUAAUUCAAUAUAAAAAAAUAAAAUAUAACUUUUAGAGAAGAGACCUUUAACAGAACAAGGAAUCCAAGGGCAUUCCCCCACUCGAAUCACUUGAAAUCACAGCUGCAGGAGGACGCAACGCAAAUAAUAACAACAGUUGUGAAUUAUGGCCAAAAGUUAAUUAAAAGCACAAAAAAUACGGCACAUAAGUGAGACUUAAACCAGGGAAAGUGAGAGCCAUAAAUCAAUCGUAACAAGAGAGAGCGACAAAGACAAAGAGCGCCAAAGAAAGAGAGAGAGAGAGAGCCAGAAUAUGUAGAGGCUGUAUUGAAUGUGUGUGCAAAAAUCCAAUCGCAAUGUCAAUGCCUACUAUUUACAUGGCCAAUGAAAAAUGGCCGUCAAAUUGAAAGGCAUAACGAGCAAAGCGAACACACAGCACAACAACAUGGCCCAAAGCCACGAGCAACAGCAACAGCAACAAGCAGCAGCAGAAGCAAACCAUAUAAAAGAACCAUUCAAUUUGGAAUGACUUAGAGCGGCUUACGAGUGUUUAUUGAACAACAAAAGCAUUCAGCAACCAAAAGAAUACAGCGUACACACGGCGUAUGCGUGAUUAAUUGAACUUUAAACACACACAGAGAAUCACACAGAGAGAAAGAGAAACGAGAGAAACAGGCUGUCAAAAUGUUGCCAACCAACGUGAUGACAUUCAUGAAGAAGAUGGUGGCCACCGAUGAGACGUCCAACGAUCGGCAGCCGCAUGGCACGGACUCGGGCGGCGCCACCUCCAAUACGGGCGCCUUGAACAAGAUGAAGGCAACGCUCUCCUCGUCGCUGCUCACCGUAACGGACAAAGUUAAUAAAAUGUCGCCACGCCCCUCGUUGGUGCCAACGGAUACGGACACAAGCGGCAGCUACGGCUCGUCCAGCUAUCAGCAGCAACAGCAGCAGGAAUCUGGCAGCGGCGGCAGCCAGAACAACAACAACCACAGCACGACAGCCGGCGGUGGUGGUGGCGGGGCAACGGCCAAACAGGAGCCCGGUCGCAGGGCUGGGGCUUGCAGGGUGUGCCUCAAGUCCUUCAAGCCGGACGACUACCACAAGACGUGCUUCGAGUGCCAGCAGCGGGUGUGCGAGGACUGUGCGAGCUACAGCAAACUGGACGAGCACGAGGAUGCGACCAUGUGGCGAUGCAGCGUUUGCCGCCGCAAAAUGGCCUCGCGCGUCUGUAUACCGCAGGACUCAACAGACUCGAUGCUGGACGUGCCCGUAAUGGAGGCACUGCAGCGCCGCCAUUCGGAUGCCAAGCUGGGUAGCAGCACCCAGACAUUGGCACCCAGUAAUGGGGCAGCCCUGGCACCGCCACGAAGUCCCGAACUGCGGCGACACUCGGACGUAUCGCCCGCCUCGCUGAAGGAGCUGGAACGGCAACUAAAGGGUGGCCGCAGCAUGGCACCCAGCCGCUCCAACAGUCCACCGCGGGCCGAUGGCCAGGAGCCACCUUUCGGAGCGCCCCUAUCGCGUAUGCAAUCCAGACGCGGCUCCCGAGUGGCCCGUCAGCACAGCUACGACGAUGACAUGAAAACGGGCACCGUGGGCGGCAGCAUGGGCGGCGGUGGACCGGCGUUGGGCAUGGCAGCGGAUGGGUCCGGACUCGGUAUACCCGCGAUGCCGCGCAGAAAGUCCGCCUACGAUGUGUUUGCCCCAGGACUGGUCCAGGGGGGAGUGUCGCCGGGGGGAGGAGGCCAGCAGCAGCAAAUGCAGCGGUCGCCGUGCGAGGUCAGCGGUGGCGGCAUCAUGCCACCCAUACAAUUGCCAGGAUCGCGGAGACCCUCUUUCCGGGUGCCGCACGCCUCCGAGGAUAUGCAGAACGAUGAUUCGCCUGGUUCGCCGGACCAUGGAAGUCCCGUGUUAACGGUAGAUGACGACCGCCGCAUGCGCCGACGCGGCUCCCAGCUACCCGACAUCGCAAUGCUGCAGAAUCGCGGGGCUUUGCCAGCGGUACCGCCCGCGUCAAUUCCACCACCGAUGGCGGCGUUUACGGGCCCCAAUCUUGAGGAUUUGGAGGCGCCACGCCGUCAGACCUCAAUGGAUGGCGAGGCCAUACGCAUUGUAAUACACGACGUGGAUUCAGGACCGAUUUGUGCAUCAAAGCGGCGCAUCAUCUUGCGCCGAGAUCCCACGGACAAGGCGCACCGCACACGUGGCUUUGGGAUGCGCGUCGUCGGUGGCAAGACCGGAGCCGAUGGCCGACUCUUUGCGUAUAUUGUCUGGACGGUGCCGGGCGGAGCGGCCGAGAAGAAUGGCCUGCAGCAAGGGGACAAGAUACUCGAAUGGAACGGGAUGUCAUUAAUCGACCGGAGUUUCGAAGAGGUCUGCUCCAUCAUGGAUCGCACGGGGGACAUUGUGGAGCUGCUGGUGGAGCAUGCCACCGAUUUUCGAAUGUGCGAUCUCUUCGAUGAGAAUCUGCCGCCCGGCAAUGCCGGUGGUCAGAGCGGACCACGACGUUCGGGCGAUGGUCCCGUUGGCCUUGGCCUCAUUGCGGACCCCGAAACUACCACAGACAAAUCACCAGCAUCGCCAACAAGACGGAAAUUACCAAAAACUCCGGAACAAAUUGCACGCGAAAAGAUGGUCUCUGGACGCGUCCAGAUUCAGGUUUGGUAUCACGCAGAGCGACAGGAGCUGGUCGUCUCCCUGAUGGCCGCCGAUGAUCUGGCGCUUAGGGACGAGGCCUACGGGCACGGCAAUCUGCCGGAGGCGUAUGCCAAGGUCCGUAUUCUGCCUAAAUGCGGCGAUGGCAGUGUCCAACAGACGGAGGUCAGUCGACCCACACAGAAUCCCAUUUGGAAUGCCACACUUACAUUUGGCCAAGUGAAGGCCGACAGCCUGAUGGAUCGCUAUAUAGACAUACAGCUGUGGGAUCUGGUGCCGCACACCGAGUCCAUAUUCUUGGGCGAAUGCAGCAUCGAGCUGCAGCAGGCCUUCCUCGACGAUCAGGCGAUCUGGUGUCGGCUGGACGACAUCAAGGGAUUGCGUAGCAUCAGCAUGAGCAAGUCGCCGAGUGUGUCACCACGUGGCUCCAUUGCAGCUGGGGCCGGGGCACCUUGUGGUGAUGUCAGCCGCAUGUUGAGGCGCGACUAUAACAUGCAGCGAUCCAUCUCCGAUGAGGUAGACUCCAUUGGAGAUGGGGCGACGCUGCUGCAUCCCGACACCGCUUGGAUGGCGGGCUCCCGACGCGGCUCAUCGCAGUCGGAGACCAUGGAAGUGGAGGUCUACCAGCUGGGCAAGGACUUCUCGCGCUCAUUGCCGGGCUCGCGUCGAUCGAGUUUCCAGGAUGCCGAAAAGCAGCGGCUCGAGGAGGACGCCAUGGCUACGCCACCCACAUCGUAUCUUGUGGGACGGCGUCGCUCUUCCGUUGCUCGACGCGAUCCGGAUGAGAUCUUGAAAUCCUUGAAGGCUGUCCGCGGCGAACUGGGACGCACCAUGAGUCUGGGCACUGAGCAGCACAAGCGCAUGGGAUCGCGACGAACUAGUCGCGUCGGACUGCCGAGUGGACCCAACAGUCGUAAGAGCUCCAUUCUCGACCUCACCCAGCAGCAGCAACAGAUCCAGCAGCUGCAGCUGCAGCAGCAACAACAGCAUCUACAGCAACAUCUGCCAAUUGGCAUUGGCAACAACGACACCAGUCCGCCGUCUGAUGAGGAAGACAAGCGCUUUCGACCCCGCUGGAAGGGCUCUGGUAGCCAGCUGCCGCCCCAGAGCCCCAAACAGGCGCUGUCGAGGCUCAAGCAGGCCGCCUCCGUCUCGAAUGUAGCCCAGGAGAGGCACAACCAGUUGCUGGGCUCCAACCUGGGCGAUGGUUCGCUGCAGCUGCAGCAACAGGCCAACCUACGCAAGGGCAGCAUGAUUAAUCUGCGCGGCCAGGGUAUGGCCCAGGGCCAGGGACAGGGUCAGGACAUGCUCUCCGCCGGCCAGCUGCACCAACGCAAGAGCAGCAUGUUUCAGCUGGGAGAGGUACAUACCCAGGCACACGCGCAGCCCCAGGUACAGUCCCUGCAGCGCAAGGGCAGCGUGUAUGUGGGCAAGGGCAGUGACACGCCCACCAUGGGCACACCGACGCGAAAGGGCAGCAUCUAUCAGCGGACCAGCACGGAUAGCGGCAGCGACAGUCCGCAGCGGAAACACAGCGUGGUGAAGACCCUGAGCGGAAGCUAUGUUAAUGUCUCAGCCAUCAGCGGCAGCGAGUCGAGCUACGGCCUGAAGCUGGGUCCUUCGCAGAUUCACCCCAAGGGAUACCGUCUGACCACGGCUCGUUACGGGGAGCUGAAGAUGGGUUUUGUGAAAAUCAAAGGGAACGUCGAGGUGGAGCUUAUUUGUGCUCGUAAUAUUGUCAACGAGGACUGCGAGACGCCUCCGGACACAUAUGUCAAAUGUUACAUCAAGGACGGGGAGCGAUUACGUCACAAGAAAAAGACGCGCGUGGUGCGCCACUCCGCGGAGCCAUUCUACAGGCAGACCAUUAAGUAUCAGAGCUCGGACGUCUUUGGGCGGAACAUCGUCAUCAUGGUGUGGCAGCGAUGCGUGGGAUUCGAGCACAACCAGGGCAUGGGCGGCACGGAGGUCAAUCUGGACAAGGUGAACAUCGGACAGCACAUCAAUGGAUGGUAUCCGCUGUUCCCCAUGCACAGCUACGGGGGCUCCGACUCGGACAACUCUCCUUGACCGAACACGCCAGCGCGUGAGACAUCGAAAACAAUAAUUCAAAUGAAAUGCAUGACACCAAGAGAACAUAAAAUACUCAAACUGAAAGCUCAAUUUGUUAGCGCGUAAGUAUGGAUCAGCCAUAUAAAAUAUUACACAAUCCAUCAGAUAUAACACCAGCAGAAACCAAUUCCCCCAAUUGAAACAAAACUAGCAAAUUGCAAUUUACUAUAUGUCCCUAUGUAUGUAAUACUCGUAGUUAUAGUCAAUGAGCUUAGCAUCGGUUGGCAGUAGGCAGAAGACAGGAGGCAGUGGGCUAUGGGUAACGUUAUACUACUAAAUAUUCACGGUGAGAGAGCUUUGUAAGUAAGGUACGGUAAGGUAAGGCACCACGAGUAAUCGUAUAUCAAGUAUAUCAGACAGCACAAUAAUUGAGAUGAGAGGACAGAAACCGAUAGUACCAGAGAGAACUACAAUAUAAAGAAAUAUAAAUACAAUAUUUAUGCGUAUACAUUUUUUUGGGCUUGUUAUGUUUGUGAAAGUUUAAUGUUGUUUGCAUUUGAAUCGAAUCGGGAAAUGAAACGGGCACUGAAACAAUAAUGUUAAAAGAGAGAGAGAGAUAGAGAGAAAAGGAACUUCCACACCUCAAGUACAUAUGCCAGGGUCAAAAUAUGGGUAUAUGUAAGUGCUAAUCAAAUGUUGCGCAAAUACAAAUACAAUUAAAAUAGUCUCCAACUAUCUCCACAGUUUAGUGUACAACUGAAAGGUUUAACUGUUCCACACAUAUACAUUUAUAACUACUAAAUUACAAACCUACCUACCUACCUACGAAAUCUUGCAGAAGGAACAAAAAUGAUAGGUAACUUUAAAUUUAAUGAGACAAUCUUUAUGGGUGUGGUUUGUGCUUGUGUUUGAGUGCGAGAUUUGAGUGCGACUGUAGCGUGAUUAAGACGAAUUUACUGUAGUAAUUUUAUGGUAGGGCAUUGAUUGCAACACAGCAAUGUAGAAAUACAGAAAGAGGCAUCAUUCUGCUCCUUCCUUCUAUCCUUUAUUCGUGUUGCUUGCACCAAUCGCUCCUAACUCUCACCCCUUCGGCCACAAAGCUUCAGCUACAACAAGACAAUCUCUUCUAAUGACAAACGUGUGAAAUUUACAAUUUCGGAACUUGUGCAUUAAAUCUAAUCAAUGUUCAACCUAAUGACUUGGAGUUUCAAACUAAACAAAUUACAAAUACAAAUACAUAUAUGUAUACACACUUAUUUAUAUAUACAUAGUAAAGCUAUAUUUAAGCGAUCCGUAGAGGCAUUAUGAAAAUUGUACUGUCCCUAUUCGAACUGUUUACCAUUGACCGUUUACUGUCUGCUACGGCUACCCUUCCGGGCAGACGCUCUUUUAAACGCUAGUUAUGGUUAAAUUCCAACUCCAUGACUCCUUAAUCUGAACUCGUAUGUGUAUCAAAGGCAGCUGGGGGCUCUUCUUAACCGUAUUGUUAGAUUGUUGCUUUAAAAACCAGAUCAGAGUAGAAUAAUCUAGUACCAGAUAAUCAAUUUUUCUUGGUAUAGUGCAUAUCGUCAUUUUUGUAGAACUUGUAAGUAGAACUAAUACUCAGCGUACUUGGUAGUUGUCAAGGUAGUCAUGGUACAAGUGAAACUAAAAGUCGUUCCAUUCCUGUGUUUUCGUUUAGUUUGGCUAAUUACAUAUCUUCACAAUUUGGCUGUCGACAUACCCGAGUUGUUUUACAUGAAAUAAGGGGAAACAGGUUGGGAGACGAAAACUAAAAAUGGUUGUGCUAUCUCAAAAAAACAUAUAUUCUAAAUGUUGAAACUAUUUUUUUGUCGGUAAAAACGAAAACGAAACUGCUGCUAAAAUCUACUACUUAAGUCUAUUGGUCUUUUCUACUAUACCUACUGUUACUAUUACCCACUUAUUGUACUUAGCCAAAGAGUUAGUUAUUUAAACAACGACAAGUACUUUGAACACUGUAAAAAUAACGCUAUAUCAGCGAGUCGCGUUGGAGAUCGCUGAUUGUAGGAUUGAGGAUUGCGCUUUAAAAGUGUCGAGUGGACUGUAGGCAAGGCUUGUAAGAAUACUAUACAUAUAUUCAUAUAUAUACUAUAACCUUAACGAUUUGUUAAAAAUUAUUACAUAGCAACUACCUGCAUUACACUAUGUAAAUCAAUAUAUACCGAUCUGAACUACAUACAUACAUAUACAUACAUAUAUGAAUAUGAAUAUUAUUAUAUUUAAUAAGAUGUCUAUCUGGUAACAGGGAAACCCACAGCCCUCCACCC